This is a messenger RNA of Debaryomyces fabryi, 870 nucleotides long. RefSeq lists its product as uncharacterized. The coding region runs from base 1 to 870 and encodes 289 amino acids. Gene Ontology annotation, molecular function: acylglycerone-phosphate reductase (NADP+) activity; triacylglycerol lipase activity. Gene Ontology annotation, cellular component: endoplasmic reticulum; lipid droplet. The transcript has a single exon. Lineage: Eukaryota; Fungi; Ascomycota; Pichiomycetes; Serinales; Debaryomycetaceae. Gene Ontology annotation, biological process: phosphatidic acid biosynthetic process; triglyceride catabolic process. The record is from RefSeq and is a predicted model, not a curated record.
AUGAAGGAUGGAAAAAAAUCUGCUUUUGUUACAGGAGCUUCCUCGGGUAUUGGAUAUAGUACUGCUAUCGAAUUAGCAAGUAGAGGGUUUAAGGUUUUUGCUGGUGCAAGACGAUUGGAGGUUAUGGAACCCUUGAAGUCCCACGGUAUUACUAUAUUGAAAUUAGAUGUCACUUCAAUGGAGAGUAUUAUUGAUGCCAAAACCCUUAUAGACCAGGAAACUGAUGGAUCGUUGGACAUUCUUUUCAACAACGCUGGGGUUCCGUGUAGAGCGCCUGCAUUUGAUCUUGAAGAAGACUGGUUUCGUUUCUGCUUUGAAGUGAAUGUAUUCGGUCCUAUGAGAACUGUCAAGGUAUUUCACCCGUUGUUGAUCAAAUCUAAGGGCUUGAUAGCGUUUACUGGAUCUACUGCCGGGUUGGUGCCUCUUCCAUUUAAUACCGUGUAUUCAUCCUCAAAAGGUGCUAUACAGUCUUAUGCAAACUCAUUAGCGCUCGAAGUCCAACCUUUUGGCAUAAAAGUUUUAAAUUUUGUAGCUGGUGCUGUUGAAACUGAUAUAGGAACGAAUGAUGCUCAUGACAUACCAGAAACAUCGGUAUUUAUCAUAGACGGUGAAAAUGUUUUUGAAAACGGUAAAGUCCUCAAAAACUUAAAGAAAAUGCCUUCUGACGCUUUUGCAAAAAAAGCAGUUACAGAUAUUGAAAGAUGUUUGUCAAGCUCUCAUAAGAAUUUUUGGAUGUCAUACAGGGGAAAAAGUGCCAGCCUUGUUAAGCUUCUUGUCUCGUAUUUUCCUCGGUCUUUUUUGGCUUAUAUCAUCGUCAAAUCUUUAAAGCUCAAGGAUUCAUUCAAAAAAAUAAAACGGAAAUAUGCCUAG